Molecule: messenger RNA, 4851 nt
Organism: Phascolarctos cinereus (koala)
Lineage: Eukaryota; Metazoa; Chordata; Mammalia; Diprotodontia; Phascolarctidae
Gene: SLC39A14
Product: solute carrier family 39 member 14
Biological process (GO): zinc ion import across plasma membrane; intracellular monoatomic cation homeostasis
Cellular component (GO): plasma membrane
Molecular function (GO): monoatomic cation:bicarbonate symporter activity; zinc ion transmembrane transporter activity
Source: RefSeq, a predicted model, not a curated record
GUCGGGGGCGGGGAAGGGGGGGCGUUCGAGCUUGCAGCCGGUCGAAGUGCGCAGAUCUGCCGCCGCCGCCGCCGCCGCUUGUCAUCCCCGCGGUCCCGGAGGGCCCAGCCGGUGCCAGCGCCGCGGAAGCUGCAGGUUGUCAGUGGACCCUGAUGAAUGUCGCAGGCAGGACUGGACGGUCCCCGUGGGCGCAGAGGGCAGAAGAGGAGGGAGAGACGGACACGUCUUCGUCCGUGCCUCAUCUGGUCACCAUGAAGCUUCACCAAGCCCCACAGAGCCUCCUGUUAACGCUGCUGUGCUUCCUGGGCGUUGCUUCCGGAGCAAGUGGCUCGUCUCUCGGGCCACCAGCCAUCACUGCCGCCUCCUUCCUCGAAGACCUCAUGCAUCGCUAUGGUGAAGCAGACACCCUCACCCUGCAGCAGCUGAAGGCCCUGCUCAACCGCCUCGACGUGGGAGUCGGACGGGACAACAUCACCCAGCCAGAGCUGGAACAGAGGAAUCUUUCCAGGUGUUUUAGCUCUGCAGACCUCUUUGCUGCCCACAAUUUCAGUGACCAGUCGAGGCUUGGCAGGUCUGAGUUCCAGGAAUUCUGUCCCACAAUCCUGCAGCAGCUGGACUCUCGAGCCUGCACCUUGGAGAACCAGGAGAACGAGGAGGACGAGCAGACGGAGGAAGGGAAACCAAGUGCAGUAGAAGUGUGGGGUUACGGUCUCCUCUGUGUGACCGUCAUUUCCCUCUGCUCCCUCGUCGGGGCCAGUGUGGUGCCUUUCAUGAAGAAGACUUUUUACAAGAGGCUGCUGCUCUACUUCAUAGCUCUGGCGAUUGGAACCCUCUACUCCAAUGCCCUCUUCCAGCUCAUCCCUGAGGCUUUUGGAUUCAACCCACUAGAAGAUUAUUAUGUCUCAAAAUCAGCAGUGGUAUUUGGAGGCUUUUACCUCUUCUUCUUCACAGAGAAGAUUUUGAAAAUGCUUCUCAAACAGAAAGACGAGCAUCACCAUGGGCAUAGCCAUUACGUUUCUGAGACUGUCCCUUCUAAGAAGGACCAGGAAGAGGGAGUGACUGAGAAGUUGCAGAACGGAGACCUGGAUCACAUGAUACCACAGCACCUGAAUAGGGAUCUGGAAAGCAAGGCCCCAGGGAUGGAUGAGAAGGUCAUUGUAGGCUCUCUGUCUGUCCAGGACCUGCAGGCAUCCCAGAGUGCAUGUUACUGGAUAAAAGGUGUCCACUACUCUGACAUUGGCACGUUGGCCUGGAUGAUCACCCUGAGUGAUGGCCUCCACAACUUCAUUGAUGGCUUAGCCAUUGGCGCCUCAUUCACCGUGUCUGUUUUCCAAGGCAUCAGCACCUCAGUGGCCAUUCUCUGUGAGGAGUUUCCACAUGAGUUGGGAGACUUUGUCAUUCUGCUGAAUGCUGGAAUGAGUAUCCAACAGGCUAUAUUCUUCAACUUCCUCUCUGCCUGCUGCUGCUACCUGGGUUUGGCCUUCGGGAUUUUGGCUGGCAGUCACUUUUCUGCCAAUUGGAUCUUUGCUCUGGCUGGGGGAAUGUUCCUCUAUAUUGCCCUGGCUGAUAUGUUCCCAGAGAUGAAUGAAGUUUGUCGCGAAGAUGAAAGGAGCGGCAGCAUCCUAAUUCCCUUUGUCAUCCAGAAUCUUGGCCUGCUCACAGGCUUUACCAUCAUGCUAGUUCUCACUAUCUACUCAGGGCAAAUCCAAAUAGGAUAGUGCCAUGCCAUCAAUAGUGAGGCUGGCAGUGAAACACACUGGGGUACCCUGUCAACAGGUAGCACUGGCUUGAGGACUUAAUUUCAACAAAGCACAACAGAAGAGGCGUUUCUGUUAAAGGCUAUUCUGUGGACUGCAUUCCCUCAUCUAAAUGUCAGCUGUCUUAAAAAUACUGAAUCCUAGAAUAAACUGCCCUAGUAACUGGUUGCUAGGUAGUGCUUCCCACCCCUCUGCCUGCUCUCUUUUCCCAAAGUGACUCUGGACGCUGAAAAUAACAUGGAAGACAGACGACCCAGCUUCUCUCUUUGACCACUUUCUGGUAUUUCUCUGUGGACAAGCCCUGCUGGCAGUGGUACCAUCAAACUCCAGAACCUGUUUCCUUUCUGAUUCAGCACAUAUCCCAGACUCUAGAACACAGAACUGUAACUAGUUGUCAUUACUUGAUAUUAGGAGAUGCAUUUGGACCUGACCAUGUCCCCUUUUGAGAAAAGUUCACCUCACAUGUAGAGAAAAGAUCCAUCUCAUCCCUUCAGAGUUUCUUUAGUUGCCUCAUGCUUUUCAAAGGGAAUGGGGCUAAGGAUGUUUUAUGAGAAGGAUCUAUUGAAUGGGGAGAAUGAAGGCAAAAAUGAGAAGAAAGACAAAGCCAUGUUUCUUCUGCAUUGAUGACAGCCUCUCCUUCCUGAGGGACUGUUAUGUGUUGAGUUCCCACAGGCAUCCCCAGCAUGUCGUGACUUUUCCUCUCUUCCAAACUAGUUAAACAAUAGACAUGACUACUGCUGUUUUAGCCUCCUCUUUCCUCCAGAGUAACACUGAGAAUGGAGGAAAGGGAUUCCUGCUGCUUCCAGGAUGCUCUUCUCACCUUUUUAGAAGCAUCUCCCUGGAGUAUUCAGGGUGCUCUAGAGAGGAGAUUGUACACAUCUCCCCAAGUCGACCUCUAUCAUAGAGGCAAGUCGAGGGGGAGACGGAUGGAAGAAGAGUGGAGCUGGCCAAGAUUCAGAAUGUGCUAAGGGGAAAACAGUGCUGUGACUGGACAUGGUGCAGUGUGAGGUCAGAAGACCUUGGUUUGAGCAGCGUAGAGGACUUAAUGAUUGCACUGUGAAUUAGCUUACAAUGCCACUGCCUAUUGUAAUGCUUUCCAAGAAAAACAAAAUAGAGAUAGUAGUGGGAUUGGUCCUUGAUAAUACCAACUUUCUAAAGAAGAUGGAUAUGCCUGUUGAAGCUAGAGCCCAGCCCUAGGGAGUGAUAGUGUGGUCAGAACUUUGGCUUCAAGGGAUAGCUGUUCCCCAAGUUCACUAGGUGAAUUGAUUUAUUAUUAUCAUAUUGAUAAUGUCUAAUUCUUCAGCCACUUGGGCAGUGAAGACCCCUGGAAGCCAUUUAGGCAAUGCCUCACUGUUGCAACCCAGGGGCUGUCUUGACUAAUACUCAUUUACUUAAUUGGGAAGGUUGGUAAUUUACUGCUAGCAUCUAUGAAGUUUUUCUUUUCUUCUCAUGUCUGCAAGUGAGCAUAGGGCUGAUCUGUAAGAAAAGGUACUGCAACACCCUCCAUCAUGUACUAAUUAAAAACAGCAUCUUUUUUUUGGGGGGGGGGAGGGCAGUCCUCUGGAAAACUUUCCUCCUGCCACUAUCCUGUAGGAAAAAAAGUGAGGGAAUUGCUGCCGGUUCACUCACUGACAAGAGUUUUCCUCUUUAUUUUGCUUGUUGGCUUACAUAGGCUGAGGGGCUAAGUGAAGAGAACUUUUGGCAUUAAGGAUUGUGGGAUGUACAACUUUCAUCAGAAUUAAGGUCCACUUCUACCAAAGAGCUGUUUCCUUGGAUUUUGGAACCUUUCUCAUUUUAAAUCAACCCUUUUGCUUCUUUUUUCCCCCAGAAAUGCUUUCAGAGCUGGAGAAACUGAAUCUAUAGAUCAUUCUCCUGUACAGGAGAACCAGCAGAAAACCUUUAUUUUUCUUAAUUCACAUUUAUAUUAAAAUGUAUAAAGUCUCUUCUAAAGGAUUCUGUCUUUCCAAAAUAAUAUCAAACUCUUGGCCUUAGAAGAGAAUCAUUUUAGGGUCAAUGGCUUCCUGAUAUAGGAGAGUUAGUUGUUUGGUGGUAUAAAAAUUAUUUGAAAUUACUUAAAAAUCUGAAACAUUUUAAAAUAUGGCAUUUUAUUCUUUCUUGCAUACAUAGUAACUUAAGAACUUUCUUUCCCUUCUCCCAUAGCUGCCCCAAGGAAGUUCACAUUACAAUGCAAAAUGGUGAAGAGGUCAGUUAUAGCAAAGGGAAGGAACUCCAUCCAAUAUUAUUGCUAUAGAUUGAAAGCUGCCAUUAGUAACAGAGAUGCCUCAUAGGCUGAAAAUAUGGUGGUUAUGUAUAGGUGGAAAACUCAAUGACAUUUUAAUAAGCAUUCCCCCCCCCAGUUUUAACUGUUGAAUGUACAGUUUUAGAGCGAUUUGAUAUAUAGAUGUCUACAGAUUAUACUAUAUCUCUACUAUCUGCACCCCCACUUUUACUGCCUUUGUGGGCUAGCUCUAUUUUACUCUCUGAAAUAGGGGAGGAUUGAGAUGGGGGAAGAGGAGAAAAAGUGGUAGAAGUUUAGUGCAUCAUCCCCAGGGAAGGAGAGAACACAAAGGUAGGUUAUGAUACUAUUCCCUACCACUUUUGGGGGAGGCAGCCUUCCUUUCUGUUCCUAGACCACAGGGUUAUUCUCAGCCUUUGCAGAGUUAGGAGCUGGGUUGAGGUGAAAACGUUUGGAGAAGUUACCACUUGAAUGCCCAGUGUUGGCACAUUCUUCAACCUUUAUUGGACCUUCAUCCUGAGUUUGUAAGAAGCCCUUCAGUCGGCUUUCCCAGUGGUCUGUUCUUAAAUGAGCCAUCUGCUCACACAGUGGUCUCAAGAUUAUUUGAAGAGGUGCUCUAUUAUUUCAUUUAGCAGUACACAUUGCAUUGAGAGUAUGCAAAAGGGGAAAUCAAUUGAAUUGAGUUUUUAUCGUUCAUUUCUUUUUGCAGUUCUACAAUUCCAUCACAGUGUUCUUUUAAAAAAAAACUCAGGUGUUAUAAGAAAAAAAACAAAACCCAAAAAUGUACUGUCAUGUGGACUGUAACCAUUUUAUUUGUAAGAUUCUAUAAAUAAAUUUAUAUUCUGUAAUGACUGAGAA